This is a messenger RNA of Entrophospora sp. SA101, 873 nucleotides long. Lineage: Eukaryota; Fungi; Glomeromycota; Glomeromycetes; Entrophosporales; Entrophosporaceae. The record is from the annotation of a GenBank genome assembly.
AUGGGAUUAUGCCAAAAUCAGUUAAAAUCUUUGUCUCAUGGAUUUGCUUCUUUUGACUAUCAAUUUAUUGGUUUUCAUUCAGCGGAAAUUGUCCGAGUAGAUAUUUUGUUGAAUAAGCAAUUAAUUCCUGACCUUUCUUUUUUGGUUCAUCGGCAAUUUGUUGAAGAACGGAGCCGAGAGCUUUGUUUAAACUUAAAAGAGACUCUUAAUUCGCAAAAUUUUGCUGUGCCAAUUCAGGCUUGUUUGGGACAAAAAGUAAUUGCUCGAGAAACACUUCCAGCCCUGAGAAAGCACGUUACCGGAAAUUUGUAUGGGACAUGGCUGGAAACUAAAUAUCCUUAUUGUGUUCAUGCUGAAGCCAAUGCAGUAAUUAGUGCUAAGCAAAAUUGCCAAGGAUUCAUCCUUUAUACCACCUUAUUUCCCUGCCAUGAAUGUGCUAAAUUAAUUAUUCAGACUGAUAAUGAAUAUCAAAAUCGCUGGUGUUGUCCGCUUCAAGGAGAUGUUUUUCGUUUAUUUCAAGAAAUAUCAUUAUCGCAAAUCAAGGUAGUGCUUUUAGGGCAAGACCCUUAUCACCAAAAAAAUGUUGCCGAUGGAAUUGCUUUUAGCACCCAGAAGCCAAAUUAUAUCCCUGCUACAUUGCAAAAUAUUUUUUGGGAAUUAAGUCACGAUCUUGGUUGUCCUUCGCCCACAAAUAGCAAUCUGCUUCCUUUAGUUUCGACUCAUCCUUCACCUUUUAGUGCUAAAUAUGGAUUUUUUGGUUCCAAACCUUUUUCUAAAACCAAUGACUUACUAAUUAACAUCGGAAAAGAACCAAUAAUUAAACCAAUUAUUGCUCCAACAACUAAUAGUCCUACAAUUGUGAUUGUUGCUUGA